Messenger RNA from Dibothriocephalus latus, 564 nucleotides. Lineage: Eukaryota; Metazoa; Platyhelminthes; Cestoda; Diphyllobothriidea; Diphyllobothriidae. The record is from the annotation of a GenBank genome assembly.
AUGACCUUGGCACUGCCGGCGCGUACGCGUUGGCGCACAGGAAAGCCAGACAUGUGGGACAUGCAGUUGUUAGAGUACAAGGUCGCUACAGUUGUACGGUUAUAUAUGGUGGCUACCCUCGUUAAGUAUGCAAUAGCUGGAAUUGGCGUUGGAUUUUUAACCUAUUGUGUGUAUUUUGAUCGAAAAAGGCGAAGCGACCCACAAUUCCGGAUUAAACUAAUGCAGCGACGCCGUGAACGGGAACUUUCUGCCAAGAAACAGUCCAUGCCGGCAUUACCACCUCUGAACGACCCAAAGGCGAUUCACCGUUUCUUCCUCGAACAGAUUCAGCAGGGAGAGGUUGCACUUUCAACUGGUGCAAUCGAUGAAGCGGUGCAGAGCUUCGCUCUAGCUGUCGUCGUCUGCGGUCAACCUACACAGCUUUUGCAGGUUCUGCAGCAGUCUCUAAGUCCACCAGUGUUCUCCAAGCUAGUUUCCGCGUUGCCUGCCGUGCGAAAGAUGGUUCUGUCCACUAGCCUUCCCACAAGAGGUUCGACUGUUGAAAUAGAAGAGGAGCUCGAGUAG